UAAAUAAGGUGCUCACAAUAAUCCAGAUGAGGCUUCCCCAGCGCCUUUUAAAUCCUCGGCAUUAUAUCCUUGCUUUUAUAUUCUAAAAAUGGUUAACAUUGCCAAAGAGGGGCGAGCACAAGUCAGGGCUUUGGGGUUCCAGAAUAUGUUGGGAGGCUCCAGGGAGGGAGAAGAGGGAGUCAGACCAGAUGGAUGUGGCUCUCAAUGAAAGAUCAGCAACAUUUCGAAACUGAUCGACUGAAAAAAUGUUGUGUACUUCUGCAAAAUGCUGGAGGAACUCAGCGGCUCAGGCCGCAUCAAUGGAGAGGAAUAAACAGUUGAUGAUUCGGUCCGGAACCCUUCAGCGCUGUUUAUUCCUCCGCUAAGAUGCUGCCUGACCUGCUGCGUUCCUCCAGCACUUUGUGUGUGUUGCUCUAUAUUUCCAGUAUCAGCUGCUGAAUGUAAACACGUUGAUUUUUUUUUAGACAUGGCGUGGAACCGGUACUUGCAGACACUUCUAACAACACCCAGAGACUCCGCGCUUCAGAAUUCGCCCCCGGUGACCCGGCGUGGAAGGGUCGCUGCUGCGCAUGCGCUCCGGCGGACAAAAGGCCCGGGAGGAUUCGCAGGAGGUAGGAGUUGACUCCUGGCAGGAGUUUCAGCACAGUUGUACACACCGCGAUUGAGGUACAAUUACUGAGAGCUCCGGACACACUGUGGUGCCGCAAACCUGGGACCUUUCCCCCUCUCUCUCGGCCUCAUGAUCCGUGCCCGGGCCUCGGGGAGCUCUCUGCUGAUCGAGCGAAGUUGUUUGCGCCAUUUUGGCGGCGCAUGCCCAUUACUGAUAUUGUAACCGGUAGACGGGUCUCUGGUUCGUGGGGGUUUCUGGGUACGAAAGCAGCCAUUGGUGACAUUCCACCGCUUCCCGCGCCAGCGUUUGGAAGUGUUAGAAAUGACAAGUGGUGUAUGGGAAUCUCAAACAUAACAACACGUCAGUUUUGUUGUGCCGGUCCAGCAAUUUAAGUAAUGGCCAGAGAUUUCCUUUGUAACACCAGUUAUCAGUUGAUCCUUGAAGAUGAAGAAGUAUCUCAUCCCACUUGGCAAUCUGCUUUGUCUCUGAAAAGAAAAUUUUUGUGGUAACUCAGUAAAAUCAACAGGAACCAGGGUGCUGAGAACACACCAGAAUUUUUCACUGGAGAUCAGGUCUUGAACUGCAUUGAUUGUACAAGGGACAUCUGAUUGAUGAAUUGCAAGAGAAUUGAUAGCAGGAAGAUAUCAUUCUCCUUCUCUCAGUGUGGGAAGGGAUUCACUCACUUGGCCCACCCGUAGAAGCACCAGUGAGUUCACAGUGGGGAGAGGCCAUUCGCCUGCUUUAUGUGUAGGAGGGGACCUACGAUGUCAUCCAGCCUGAAGAUACAUCAGCAAGUUAACCCCAUAGUGAGAUGAUUCACCUCUGCUGACUGUGGAAAGCGACUCAUUCUGUCAUCCAGCUGAAGAUACAUCAGGAAUUUCACACUGGUGAGAGGCCAUUCCCCUGCUCAGACUGUGGGAAAGGAAUCAGUCACUCAGCCCACCACAGAUACAUUAGUGAGUUCACAAGGGAGAGAGACCCUUUAACUUCUGUAUGUGAGAAGAGAUUCAUUCAGUGAUCUGACCUGCUGACACAUGAGCAAGUUCACACUUCGGAGAGGAGGAACAUUUGCUCUGAAUGUGGGAAAGGAUUGGCUAAGUCAUCCCACCGAUUGACACCCCAGUUGGUUUACAUUAAAUUAAGUCCAUUUACCUGCUCAGACUGUGGGAAGGGAUUCAUUUGGUCAUCUGAUAUAUUCGCACACGAGUCAGAUUACACUGGUAAGAUGCCGUUCACCUGCUCAGACUGUGGCAAGGGAUUCACUCAGUCAUCUCAACUGAAGGUACAUCAGCGAGUUCACACUGGGGAGAGGCCGUUCACCUGCUCAGACUGUGGGAAGGGGUUCACUCAGUUAUCCCACCUACAGACACACCAGCGUAUUCACACAGGAGAGAGGCCGUUCACCUGUUCCAUAUGUAGGAAGGGAUUCACUCAGUCGUCCCAACUACUGGCACACCAGUCAGUUCACACUGGAAAAAUGCCAUUCACUUGCUCAGAAUGUGGGAAGGGAUUCACUCGAUCAUCUGACCUACUGGCACAUCAGCGAGUUCACACGGGAGAGAGACCAUUCACCUGCUCAAACUGUGGGAAAGGAUUCACACAGUCAUCUCAACUAAAGGUACAUCAGCGAAUACACACUGGGGAAAAGCCGUUCAUCUGCUCAGGCUGUGGGAAAGGAUUCACUUCAUCAUCUCAACUGAAGGUACAUCAGCGAGUUCACACUGGGGAGAGGCCGUUCACCUGCUCAGACUGUGGGAAGGGAUUUACUAAGUCGUCUCAAUUAUUGGUACAUCAGUCAGUUCACACUGGGGCGAAACCGUUCACCUGCUCAGACUGUGGGAAGGGAUUCACUCAGUCAUCUGACCUAUUGGCACACCAGCGAGUUCACACUGGGGAGAGGCCAUUCGCCUGCUUAGUCUGUGGGAAGGGAUUCACUCACUCAUCCAACCUACAAAGACACCAGUUAAUUCACACUGGGGAGAGGCCGUUUACCUGCUCAGACUGUGGGAAGGGAUUCACUCACUCAUCCAACCUACAGAGACACCAGUCAAUUCACACUGGGGAGUCAGCCACCUUGUCCCGCACAUUGGGUGAAAAUCUUUAAAUAAGCUGCAUGCUGGAUAUUUAACUACCGCGUUUGCCGACUCCAGAUGUUCACCUUUAAUGAGACUGGAGUUCAAUAUUCCAGACCUGUGACAAAUAAAUCAGCUCUAUUUUAAACACUGUCUCAGGUACCUAGUGAAUCUACAACACACCCUGUGGCAAUAGGGAGUCAAUUCAGCCCAGCUGAACCUGGCAGUGUUUCUGUUCCACAGCAGUCCUUUUAAAUCCAUCCCUGCUUUCCCCCUCUCAUACUCUCUGUGGUGAGAUUGUUAGCUUUCUGUGCGUGAAGAGGUUUAAUUUGAAUUUCCUGCAUGUCUUUAUGCAGACUGAAGAAGACGAGCUGAGUCUGACAUGGUCUCUGUCCCUUAAAUCUCUGGGCUGAGGAAGAAUGACAUGGAUAGUUAACCUCCUCCUUCCCUGCUCAUUUUAAUAUUGUCUGGUCAUCUUCGCUGCUUCCAAAGGACCGUAUCUCACACAGCUAGGUUGUUGGAAUACAUCACUGUCCCCUUAAGUCUGAAAGCAGAAUGGGGAGCUAUUAGUUGGAUGUUCAAUAGAGCAGGGUUAGAAACCAGAAACUGUGGGAAACCAGCAGAGGGCAGAGUUUAGGGUUGUGAAUAGAGCAUAUGAUGAGGAGCAGGGGGAUGGCAACGAAGAACACAGUAGCAACAUUUGGUAGCUGAUUGACAGAGAAAAAAAUGCUGACUUUUACAAUGCUGGUUCACAUCGAGUUUAUUGCUUGUGGGAGCUUGCUGUAUUGAAUUGGCUACUGAGUUCUCAUAAAAAAAUUGAUUGGAUUGAUGCCAUUUGGUAGAGAGGAGACAAUGCUUGUAAACACUUUGAAUGGCACUCUGGGCUGCAGAAUCACUGUCACAGCGAAUCAAGUGUAUAGGUGCCGAAAGUCUAAAGUUGUGCUGAAAGGCGUGCAUACAUUCAGUUGGACAAAGGGUUCCGGGAAUGGGUGCACUGGACCUCCCAGGCACAGCUGAGAUCUUGUUAUCUAAAUCUAAGGAUUUGGAACUUGGAUGAACUAUGUGGUUCCAAGUUUAUCUUGCAGGAAGAAAUUAAUAAUGUGUCUUUCAGAUAAGUAGAUAAGUGAUUUUCUACCAGUUGAAGUGGAACAUUGAGGUCAAGUCCAACGUCCAGAACUUGCUGAUGUCCAUACCUCGAAGGUAAUGUGAAUAGUUGAGAUUGAGGCCCAAAAGAUUGUGGAUAGUGUGGAGCGCUGUCAGAGGUUACAGCGGGAUAUUGAUAGGAUACAAAACUGGGCUAUAUAGGACCCUGGUCAGACCCCACUAGGAGUACUGUGCUCAAUUCUGGUCACCUCACUACAGGAAAGAUGUGGAAACUAUAGAAAGGGUGCAAAGGAAAUUUACAAGGAAGUUUCCUGGAUUGGGGAGCAUGCCUUAUGGGAAUAGUUAGAGUGAACUCGGCCUUUUCUCCUUGGAGUGACGGAGGAUGAGAGAUGACCUGAUAGAGGUGAUUGAUCGUGUGGAUAGUCAGAGGCUUUUUCUCUGGGCUGAAAUGGCUAACACAAAAGGGCACAGUUUUAAGGUGCUUGGAAGUAGGUACAGAGGAGAUGUCAGGGGUAAGUGUUUUAUGCAGAGAGUGGUGAGUGCAUGGAAUGGGCUGCUGGCAAUGGUGGUGGAGGUGGAUACCAUAGGGUCUUUUAAGAGACUCCUGGAUAGAUACAUGGAGCUUAGAAAAAUAGAGGGUUACGGGUAACCCUAGGUAAUUUGUAAAGUAAGGACAUGUUCGGCACAGCUUUGUGGACUGAAGGGCCUGUAUUGUGCUAUUGGUUUUCUAUUCUAUUCUUCUAUUCUAAAAGGAAGAAGUGGGUCCAACUUCCAGUGAAUUAAAAUGUCAAUUAGAGCUGCAUGGGCUAAGCUUUUGAUUCUUUAGCAGAUCACCUUUGUUAAAAGUCAUCUGGUUCUGGAUCCUUUUGUCAAGUAGAACAAACAUAGAACGGUACAGCAGACGGAAAGGCCAUUCAGCCCACAAUGUUGUGCCAAACCUGCUGAAAAGCAAAUCAAAAACACCCAAACACUAAUCCCUCCUACCUACACCAUGUCCCUAUCCCUCCAUCUUCCUUACACCAUGUGCCUAUCCAAGCAUCUCCUAAAACCCUCAAAUGUGUUUUUGCCUCUAACCACCAUACCAGGCAGCAUAAUACAGGCAUCCACGACUCUGAGCAUAAAACUCCCCUCACAUCUCUGCUAAACCUACCCCCUCUCACCUUCAGAGCAUAAUCAUUGUGCAUGCCAUCUAUGCCCUCAUAAUCUUGUAAACCUCUAUCAGAUCUCCCCUCAGCCUCUGGUGGGUGCUCCAGAGGAAACAGCCUCUUGUGAUAGCACAUGCACUCUGAACCAGGCAGUAUCCUGGUAAACCUCUUCUGCAUCUUCUCUAAAACCACAUCAUCCUUCCUAGAGUGGGGCAACCAGAACUGUGUGCAUUAUCAGAUGUGGCCUAACUAGAGUUUUAUAAAAUUGUAACCUAACUUCGUGACUUUUGAACUCAAUACCUCGACUAAUAAAAGCAAGCAUUCCAAAAGGCUUCUUAGCCACCUUAUGUGUAGCCGCUUUCAAGGAGCUAUGAAAAUGGAUUCCGAGGUCUCUGCUCAUCUUGAUCUUAACGGUGUACUUUCUGCAUGCAUUUGCCCUACUGAAAUACAACACUUCACAUUUAUCUGGGUUAAACUCCAUCUGAAAUUUCUCUGCCCAUAUCUGCAAUUGAUCUACACUAUGCUGUAUUCUUUGCAGUCUUCUACAUUAUCCACAGCUCCACUGAUCUUGGUAUCAUCUGCAAGUUUGCAAACCCAUUCAUCUACGUUUUCAUCCAGGACAUUUAUAUACAUCACAAACAGCAGAGGUCUCAGAACAUAUCCCUGCAGAACGCCACUAGCUACAGACUUCUGACUUGAAUGAGAACCUUUGACCAUUACCCUCUGUCUGCAAUGUACAAGCUAGUUCUGAAUCCAAAUAGCCAAUUUGCCAUGGAUCCCGUACCUUAGUAAAAUCCAUGUUGACAACAUCCACUGCCUUGCCCUCAUUGAUCCCUCUCAUCACCUUGUCAAAAAACUCAUUUAAGUUGGUAAGACCUGCAGUACACAAAGCCAUGCUGGCUCUCCCUAAUUCGACUAUCGGUUCCCAAAUGCUCAUAAAGAAUUUUCUGCAGCACUUUUCCUACAACUGAAGUGAGUCUCACCGGUCUGUCGUUCCCUUGUUCCCUUCUUGGUAAAAUCCCAUCAGGCCCUGAGGACUGUUCCUCACUCCCAAUAAUUUCUCCUUUGGCUCCUCCCAACUUCCCUCAAAAAGCGUAGCCAUGGGCAUUCAUAUGGGUCCCAGCAAUGCCUCACUUUUUGAUGGUUACAUGGAACAGUCUAUGUUGCAAGCCUACACCGGUAUCACUCCCCUAACGUUUCCUCUGCUAUAUCGAUACUGCAUUGGUGCUGCUUCCUGCACCCAUGCCAAGGACAUUGACUUCAUCAGCUUUGCCUCCAACUUCCACCAUAUGCUCAAAUUUACCUUGUUCACUUCCGACACCUCCCCCACAUUUCUCAAUCUCACUGUCUCCACCUGUAAAAACAGUUUAUCCACCGAUAUCUCUUAUAGACCCGUUGAUUCUCACAGUUACUUGGACUAUACCUCUUUCCACCCUGUCACUUGUAAAAAUGCCAUCCCCUUCUCUUAAUUCCCCUGUCUCUGCUGCUUCUGCUUUCAGGCUUUUCAUUCUGGAACUAAUGAGAUGUCCUCCUUCAAAGAAAGGGGCUUUCCUUCUUCCACCAUCAAUACUGCCUGCACCUGCAUCUCUUCCAUUUCAUGCACAUCGGCCACCUGCCACCCCAGCAGGCAUAAGGUUACACUUGUCCUCACCUACCACCCCAUCAUCCUCAGUCUCUAGCACAUACUUCUCUGUAACUUACACCAUCUCCAACAGGAUCCCACAACCAAGCACAUUUCCCUCCCCCCCCCCCCACCCCACUUUCUGCUUUCCACAGGGAUCGCUUCCUCUGUGGCCCCCUCUUCUAUUUGUCCCUCCCCAGCAAUCCCCCUCCUGGCACUUAUCCUUGCAAGUGGAACAAGUGCCACACCUGCCCUUGCACCUCCUCCCUCACCACCAUUCAGGGCCCUAAACGGCCCUUCCAGGUGAUGUGAUGCUUUACCUGCGAGACUGCUGGAGUCACCUACUGUA
Hypanus sabinus (Atlantic stingray) is the source of this 6901-nucleotide messenger RNA. RefSeq names its product zinc finger protein 239-like. Gene Ontology annotation, molecular function: RNA polymerase II cis-regulatory region sequence-specific DNA binding; DNA-binding transcription factor activity, RNA polymerase II-specific. Gene Ontology annotation, biological process: regulation of transcription by RNA polymerase II. The coding region runs from base 1836 to 2714 and encodes 292 amino acids. The transcript has 2 exons. Lineage: Eukaryota; Metazoa; Chordata; Chondrichthyes; Myliobatiformes; Dasyatidae. The record is from RefSeq and is a predicted model, not a curated record.